CUAAACUUGAUAAUAGAAAAGGGAAAACAAUAUCAAACUAGGUCUAAACUUUCACAGCCAAUAUCUUUGCUAAUCCAUUUUCCAUUGGAUUAUUGAAUAAAUCCAAUUUCUUCAAUUUCAAUGAGACUUUCAGCCCGUCAACCCAAGAUGGUUGAAGCUCCGUAAAUGAGUGGUUUUGGAAAAUUUAAACCCGAAAUGGGCUGAACUGUACCCUGCCAAAUAUAGCAACACUUUUUCACUUUAUUUGAAAAUAUCACAAAGAAAAACGCCAAAAAUAAAAAGGAAUAUUCACUUUCCAAAAGAACCUAACUAGCUUCAAUUCAAUCACCUUUUCGCCAUUCCCUUUUACCCAUACCUGGAGAAAAUGGACAGAUAAUGGAUGGAUGCUCAGCUACACACAGAUGAUAAAUAUACAUAAAAGAUGGAGAUACAAUAUGUGUAGUAGCAUAGUAUUCUAUAGAGUGUAGACAUAAAUAUAUACAAGAAAAAGUAGACCAUUGCUGUUGGAAUGUCCAUUUCUUGUGUCUAUAAAUAUAUAUCUUCUCCCCUCCCCAACUGACUUCCAUUUUCUGCAACCCUCCAGUUCCCACCAGCAUACAGCUAGCCAGCAACAAUUACCACAAAGGUUAAUUACUAUAUGAUUUUAAUUAUAUAAUAAUAUUCACAUACUUAUAUUUACACAACACAUCUAUUUAUGCUUAGCCAGCAACAUUGUGUUUUACUUAUUUCAGCUUUGAUAGAUAUUUGUAAGCUAAGUUAUGAUAAGGUAAGGAAUAACAAAAAAGUAUAUAUGUAAUUUAAGUAAGUGGUGAAGAGAUCAAUGGAUUUUGGGAAUCAAGAAUUGGAUGAAGAGUUGUCACAGCAGAGGAAAUCACCCGCAAACCUAACAACAACAGCAAGAGGAAAGAUUGAAAUAAAGAGGAUCGAGAACACGACGAACCGACAAGUCACCUUCUGCAAACGCCGUAACGGAUUGCUCAAGAAAGCUUAUGAGUUAUCUGUGCUUUGUGAUGCUGAAGUCGCUCUUAUCGUCUUCUCCACCCGAGGCCGUCUUUACGAAUAUGCAAAUAACAGGUUUAAUUUCUUGUUCAUAAUUUUUUAUAUGAGUUAUACUUUGCUUCUGGCUUCUUCAUCUUUCAAGUUCUUGAUUAAAUAAAUAACAAAUAAAUAAACAAACAUAUUCUUGAGUCUGUUUUUAACUGAUUUAGCGUUUUUCAUACUUCGUGUGAUCAGUGUGGGAUGACUCAACACUUGCAACGCAUUAAAAGGAUAAAAAGUAAAAAAGUAAAAGAACUCCCAUAUCUUCCAUUUUUAUGUAUGAUUGUGAACUUUAUCUUUCCAUUUAAUUCUUUUCCAUUUUCUUGAUCCUUCUGUUUGCUUACAAUUCUAUGUCUUAAGGCUGCAGUGUCAUAGGUUUGGCUUUCAUUUGUUGUUGUUAUUGCUUGUCUUCUUCCUUGGGCAACAUGUCAGCUGAGCCUACCAUGGAGGAGAUUAGGGUUAGUUCAAGUACUAGAAAAGGGUGUGGUUGAGAACUUUUCAACACAACUGCCCACUUUCAAACCUGUCAGAAAGCUAAAUUAGGGUUCUUUGUAUUAAUAACAUUUGUUAGGAAGUUGCCCAUUUUUGUUUUCAUCUUUUUUUACAAUUUUACCCCUAGAAUUCAAUUUUGUCAUUGCUAACACAUCAGAAUCUUGAGCUUCAAUCUAGUGAACAUAUAUGAGAUGCAUUCCCGAUUAGAGAGCCCUUCCUUUUAAUACCCUUCAAUUCGUUGGGUUCUGAAAUUUUUCCUUUGCUCAUUUCUCUCGACGAAUGAGUUUCUAUUGUCUGUUUGAUUGAGAACAAAGAGAAACGGAUCCGGUCAAACAAAAUUAUCAUCACAAAAUCUGCGAAACAAUUAUUCGAGGAAAAAAUGAAUGAAUUGAAGCUAGGGACAGUUUUAGAAUAUUCA
Messenger RNA from Cuscuta epithymum, 1948 nucleotides. Lineage: Eukaryota; Viridiplantae; Streptophyta; Magnoliopsida; Solanales; Convolvulaceae. The record is from the annotation of a GenBank genome assembly.